GGCCAAGGAGUACUCGCUGGCGGAGGUGAAGGCGCUUGGGCAGAAACUGCUGCCGGACCGCUGCCGUGCCGAGUACUACCUGGUCACCACGCACAAGAUGAAGGGCGAGGAGGCGCCGGUCGUGCAGCUGGCGGACGACUUCUUCGCGACGCUGGCGGCCGACAGCGAGUCCAGCCGGCAGGCCCUGCAGUGGCAGCGCACCGACCCCGCCACCGUGGACGAGAUCAACUGCGUCUACGUGGCGGCCACCCGCCCCCGCUGCAUGCUGCUGCUCAACCGGGACGUCACGCAGCUGGUGCUGGGGCUGCACCGCAGACACGUGGAACUGGUGCUGCCCAGCCCGGAACCAGUUGCGGCUGCUGCGGGCGAGGCGACUGCUGCUUCCGGGCAGGCGGCUGCGGCGCCGGGGCAGGCGGCUGCGACUGUGGCUGAGGUGGUCACUGCGGGGCAGGCAGCUACCGCGGCGUUGGAAGUGGUGGCGACCGCCGCGGCGACACCAGCGCAGAAGGUUGUAGCCGCAGCGCAGGCAACCACGGCAGCAACCACGCCAGAGGAUGCCGCAGCUGCUGUGGGGGCAAUGCCAUCUCCGGCAGAGGCGGAGGCAACGACCGUUGAGGCAAUGGGAGCGGCGGGGGCAACAGUGGC
This is a messenger RNA of Astrephomene gubernaculifera, 645 nucleotides long. NCBI's taxonomy places the organism in Eukaryota, Viridiplantae, Chlorophyta, Chlorophyceae, Chlamydomonadales, Astrephomenaceae. The record is from the annotation of a GenBank genome assembly.